AUGGAAGUCUUGGCUGUUGGUGCUUAUCUUGUUGCAGAUAAGGUCAUUGUUACCACGAAGCACAAUGAUGAUGAGAAGUAUGUGUGGGAGCCACUCCGAUUCAAUGUUUAUGCUGCGACUUCGCAUGCGAAGGAUGUGUCACCAUUAAGGAAGAAGCCAAGGAUCCCUUCUGUUGAGAAGAGUCAAGUAGAAGCUAUUCCCCCGUCGUCAACUAGGGUUAAACAUCUCGUUGGUGCAGAUAGCAAUCAGAUUGGCGAUAUGCGCAAUAUUCGGGAUGUUCCACUCAAGCUUCCUGCAGACAAGCUUGGAGACCGUGAUCUGCUCUGUAAAGUAGUCCGUGCGAGAUGUAGUUCACCUGCUGUGAGGCAAUGA
Prunus dulcis (almond) is the source of this 372-nucleotide messenger RNA. RefSeq names its product heat shock protein 83-like. NCBI's taxonomy places the organism in Eukaryota, Viridiplantae, Streptophyta, Magnoliopsida, Rosales, Rosaceae. The record is from RefSeq and is a predicted model, not a curated record. The transcript has 2 exons. The coding region runs from base 1 to 372 and encodes 123 amino acids.